This is a messenger RNA of Thyridium curvatum, 1236 nucleotides long. RefSeq lists its product as uncharacterized. The transcript has 2 exons. The coding region runs from base 1 to 1236 and encodes 411 amino acids. The record is from RefSeq and is a predicted model, not a curated record. Lineage: Eukaryota; Fungi; Ascomycota; Sordariomycetes; Thyridiales; Thyridiaceae.
AUGGGCCAUCUACGCACCCUCCUCGCCUCUGUGCUGCCCCUUCUCGCGGCGCAGGGGGUCCACGCGCAGGACCCCGCCCCGGCGGCUCCGGGCAGCGGGAAGUACUGCAGCUCUGGCGAGCAGAGCGUCUGCUACUCCGAGUACGCCGCCUCGCCGUCGGGUGUGCUGUACCGGAUCGCCAUCCCAGAUGUGGCCCAGCCGCCGUUUGAUGUGCUCCUGCAGAUCGUGGCGCCGGCCAAGGUGGGUUGGGCGGGCAUCGCUUGGGGCGGCAGCCUCAAGGGCAGUCCCCUGGCGGUGGCGUAUCCGAACGGGGAUACCGUUGCGGCCUCUUCGCACUGGGCAAAUGGCGACGAUCUCUCUGCGCCCUUCACCAGCGCAUCUUACACCGUUCUGACAUCCUCCCGCAACAAGACGCAUUGGACCGCCGACCUGCUCUGCGCCGGCUGCAGCUCUUGGGACGCCGUCUCGCUGAACCCGACAGGCGUCAACACCCUGCUCUGGGCCGUCGGCGACAAAGCCCCCACCGAUGCCUCCGCCGUGCCCGCCAGCACCGCGAGCGGGACCUUUGCCGAGGACCUCGGCGCCGCUCGCGUGUCGUCCAACAAGUUCCGGCGGUACAUUCUCUUCCUCCAGGCCGGCCAGCCGGCCGACGGGCCCCCUCCGCCGGGCGCGACGAGCGUCGACGGCCCCACGGCGCUGCGGCCCACGGCCUCGACUAUCAUCCGCCCGCCGCCGCCCGAGGGGGGACCCACUAGUGUCCGAACCUCGGUGACGGUACUCCCGCCGCGGCCGCGUCCGACGACCAGUGUCAGCAGCUUCCCGCCCACCGUGAUCGGUCCCGGCGGCGGCGGACGCCCCACAUCCCGGCCGACGCUCCAGCCGCCGCGCCCGACGACCACGAUGCGCACGAGCCCGAGACCCGGCGGUCCCGUGACUGUUACCGUCACCGUGACCCGGCCUCCUGGAGGCGGACAGCCCACGCGGAGCGCGCCCGGUCCGCCGCGGCCCACGACGUCGAGGGACCCGUGCAGCGGCUGGGACCCGCCAUGGUGGUGCGACGACGACGAUGACGAGUGGUGGUGGGGCGACGAGGGCGAGGGCGAGGGCGGCUGGGGUGGUGGAGGUCGCGGCGGCCGUGGCGGAGGUGGCCGUGGCGGACGCGGCGGUGGCCGUGGUGGCCGUGGUGGCCGCGGUGGUUGGGACGAAGCUGAGGGUGCAGAGCAGGCACAGGCUUGA